AUUAGUUCGGCUCGUACCUUUGCACCCUGCGGUUUUCAUUCAGUUCUCUUUCAUUAAAAUAUCAGUCGUUUCCCUAUUUUCGUAACAGUCGGUAGAAGAUUUAUUGCAACAGUGUAUGCAGAAACUGGCUCCAGAACGAUAGCAACUUCGCUUUCAUCGAUUCCAAUUAAUCAUCAUACAAUUGAGAAUUAUUAAGAACAAUUGAACAUCACAGUCCGUGUACUUUGGACCUUAGAAGCCGAUUGUAUUGAAGGAAGGCAAACCCAGUGUGUAAAUCCUAAAAAUACAAUGGCGUUCCUAUCGGUGCGAUUAGCGGCCAUAGCGACAGUGAGGAACGCUAACCAAAACAUUGGCUACAAUGUCCAAAAGAUCAGUUCGGACCUGUUGGACCGGCAAAUUGGCUCUCUCGCACGGUUUAGUAGCGUGGCCAACAAACAUAGGCACAACACACAUCCGAGCAGAUUGCUGCUGAGUGCUACCGCAGUUUCUCAUCAACACGUCAACAUGGCGGUGCCCAGUCGGAGUCUCACGAUACAGGAAAUCUCUCGAUGCCUUCAGAUGUACUCCGAGGAUCGGAGGAACGUUGAGAAGAACCCGAAAACGCUUCAACUGAAAGCCGGCUGCGCUAAGCCGACGGUGUUGAUGUUCGCAUGGCUCAACGCAAAGCAAAAACAUCUGUCGAAAUACGCCAAAUUGUACACUGAUCAGGGCUUCGAUGUUGUCGUGGCUCAUCUCACUCCCUGGCAGUUGCUGUGGCCAGUUAAGGGCAGUCAGCUCGUGGCCGCCAACAUCGUGAAGUUCAUAAAGAAUAACGAUUUUAAAAAUGGACUCAUCAUCCAUGGAUUCUCGGCUGGCGCUUAUCUGUGGGGCGAAUGUUUAGUGCACAUUGCCCGAGAUCUCCAGAAUUACCAGACGGUGUUGGAUCGUGUGAAAGGCCAAGUUUGGGACAGCGCUGCUGACAUCACGGAAGUGCCUGUGGGUGUACCCAGGGCCAUGUUUCCCAAAAAUCCCAAACUACAGAAUGCAUUGCGAAAAUACAUGAUAUAUCACAUGAAAACCUUCCACGAAUCUGCCACGUCCCAUUACAUCCGGUCAAGCCAGAUGUUCCACACUAAUUUGCUGAGGUGCGCAGCUCUUUUCCUGGUGUCUAAAACUGACCCCGUCGGCACGGAGGUGGCGAAUGGUCGCGUACGAGACAGUUGGGAAAGCAACGGAGUAAAGUGCACCUUCAAAUGCUGGGAUAAUUCACCUCACGUGGGCCAUUACCUGAAGCAUAAGGAUGAGUAUGUAGAUCUCUUGUUUACACACCUACGACAACUUGAUCUGGGCGGCAUCAAACAGACGUUGCGUGCGAAGGUGUAACGUGCUCAACCAUGUGAUAUUUAAAAACAAUAUAUGAAAAUAUAAUCGAACGAUACAGUAGAGUCCCGAUUAUCCGCAAUAUGGUGGCAAAGUCAUCAUGAGGUGCAAAUACGAAAAAGAUAUUGCAGCUUGAAAACUAUGCAUGCAAAUUAAGUCGUGUACACAAUAGACAAAUUCCGGGUAGGCCUACAGAAUCACGAUGUGCAAUGAAACCGUCAGGACAAUCCGCACCGCGGAUCAACCUCUCGCAGGUAAUCGGUGCUUUACUGUAGUUGGUAAAUCUAAGUUUGAUGAUCUGUUUGCGACUAGAAAAGUAUUAGACACCUACUUUGGAGAAUAUAAUUUUAUUUUGGAACUCGAAUAAAAUGUCCAGAAGGUUUGGGAAAGCCUGGAUAUUGUGAAUGAUUGAAACAAACGGUUAUAUUGUAUUCAUACUUAGCACGUUUGUUUGUAAUUAUGUAUUGAGAAAAAUUGGCCAAGGAAAUAAAAUAUAUGCCUAUCUUGAAUAAAAGGAUCAUUUUUA
Toxorhynchites rutilus septentrionalis is the source of this 1885-nucleotide messenger RNA. RefSeq lists its product as uncharacterized. NCBI's taxonomy places the organism in Eukaryota, Metazoa, Arthropoda, Insecta, Diptera, Culicidae. The coding region runs from base 289 to 1362 and encodes 357 amino acids. The transcript is spliced from 6 exons. The record is from RefSeq and is a predicted model, not a curated record. Gene Ontology annotation, molecular function: serine hydrolase activity.